Closterium sp. Yama58-4 is the source of this 1101-nucleotide messenger RNA. NCBI's taxonomy places the organism in Eukaryota, Viridiplantae, Streptophyta, Zygnematophyceae, Desmidiales, Closteriaceae. The record is from the annotation of a GenBank genome assembly.
AUGAACCGGCAAAGGGACAGGCGGGAAAAUCAGGAGAACGAAGGAGCGGCGCAGAUGGCGAAUAAUCUGAAACGGCGCCGGGAGGUUAGGGUUCGGCUAAGAGGCCUUCAAGCUCAAGUUGCGGAAUGUUCCAACCACAAUGAGCUGAGCAUCGGGUCGAGCAAGUUUGAGGAGAUUCUGGAGACAGCCAACAAGCUGACGACGAACCCUGGCGUGGCCUCGGAUCUGAAGCUGCGGGAGAAGCUCAUGGACGCCGACGUGCUGGACGGCCUCUCGCAGGUGCUGGCGCACUCCACGGAAGCGCUGCUGCGGCGCCACGCUGCCACGCCUGAGCAGUUCGUUGCCGCGCUCAGAGCCAAGUACCUCGUCCGCACAGGGCUUCUCUACACCUCCCCCUCUUCUCCCCAGCGUAUCCCUCCUACCCCUCUCUCAGCAUACCUCCUCCCUCCCUUGAACCACCCGCUCUUCCCCCUCUCUUCCACCCUGUCUCCCCCCUGUCUUCCCCCUGUCUUCCCCCUGUCUCCCCCCUGUCUCCCCCUGUCUUUCCCCACUCACCUGGCGCGGAGCAGGCUGGGGCCAAUGGAGGCAGAGGCGCCCAAGCGCAGGGUGCAGGCAGUGAGGCGCAAGAGGGACGCAGUGGGGGCCACUGUGGUGCCCGAUCAGGGCGCAGGCAGUCAGGUGCAAGAGGGAGGCUGUGAGGGCAUUGUAGUUCUUGCACAGAUGAACAAGCAGCAAGGGAAGGAAGGGGAAGCAGGAGAGGGCAGUGGCAGCAAGGAGACGGCAACAGAAGCGACAGUGAAGGAGAUGUACCGGCGGCUCAAGAGGGCGCCACGGCACCGCGUGCAGCUGCCGCAGCUGCUGCUGUCGCGCACGUCCUUUGCGCACACGGUGGAGAACAUGUUUGCGCUCUCCUUCCUUGUGAAAGAGGGCCGCGUGGGACUCACCCCUGAUCCUACUUUUGGGGCUGCUGUGGACCUUCGCCCACCUGCGGAGCCGGCAUCAGGCAGCGCGGAGCCGAAGGGGCAGUUUAUCAUGCGCCUUGACAUCAACGACUGGAAGGUGAGGGGGACAGGGUGGGGUGAGGGGGACCGGGUUGGGUGA